GAGCUGCUCGCAGCGCCUCGUCAGCGGCUGCAGGAAACCGAGGCGCCGCGGGGACGAGUACCACCAGCACGGAGGACCGACCGACCUGAGCAAACACAGAUUUUUUGCACUUACAAGAUCCUUGGAUGUUUUGAGCAAAGAUGAGCGACGCAAACCAUCCCCGAGUUGAACUUUUUGUCAAGGCGGGCAGUGAUGGGCAGAGCAUUGGGAACUGUCCCUUCUCUCAGAGGUUGUUCAUGGUUUUGUGGCUCAAAGGAGUGACGUUUGACGUGACCACAGUCGACAUGAGGAGGAAGCCUGAGAUCCUCAAAGACUUGGCUCCUGGGGCUCAGCCUCCAUUCCUUCUCUACGGCAAUGAGGUCAAAACAGACACCAACAAGAUCGAGGAGUUUCUGGAGGAGAACCUCUGCCCCCCAAAAUAUCCUCGUCUGGCCGCUCGUAAUCCAGAGUCUAACACAGCCGGAGUGGACGUCUUCUCCAAGUUCUCUGCCUACAUCAAAAACUCCAACCCUCAGAUGAACGACAAUCUGGAGAAGGGUUUGUUGAAGGCUCUGAAGAAGCUGGAUGAUUAUCUGGGCUGCCCACUUCCUGAUGAGAUCGACGAGAACAGUGCCGAUGAUGUCACUUCCUCUUCUCGCAGCUUCCUGGACGGGCCGGAUCUGACUCUGGCCGACUGCAACCUGCUGCCCAAGCUUCACAUUGUCAAGGUGGUGUGUUUAAAGUAUCGUAAAUUCACCAUCCCCGAGACCCUCACAAACUUGUGGAGGUACCUGAACGCAGCAUAUGCCCGGGAGGAGUUUGCUUCCACCUGCCCUGUGGACGAGGAGAUCCACAUCGCCUACGCCUCUGUGGCCAAAGUCCUCAAGUAAACACGACCAAAACACAGGGACAAAACAACAGCUAAACAUGUGCAUGUCAUACAUUAAAUGGGACUUCAUAUCGUUAAAUACUGUGCUAUAGCAGAUUUUAAAGGUGCUAGGUGGAACAUUUUAGACAGGCUCUAAUGGUUGUUAAUAAUGUAUAACUUGCUAUGCAUUAUCAUAUCUUUAAGUCAAAUACUAUUGUAAUGCUGUUUUCUCUGAGGAUUUGAGAUAACCAUGAUUUGUCCUACAGUUAUUGUAGAAAUUAAAGUACCUGUAAUUUGCCUUAGUCUAAUUAUAUAAAAAGUUGGAUUUUAGUAUUGCCGCAUUAUAAUAACACCACUUAAUGUUUUAGUUAUACAGUAAUUGUUUAAAUUGCCAAAAUAUAUAAAAUUCACAAAGCAAAUAGUACUACUAACAAUACAAAGUAACUUUUACUUAUCAUUCUCUUCAGUAAUAAUACAUAUCACCAAAUGUAAUUCACAAAAUGUUGUUCUUCAAACUUGCAGAAGACGUGUUUGUAACUGCUGAUUUAGUUGUACUUAACAUUUCACAACAUUACAGUAUUUUUUCUAUAAAUCUUCUCUUUACCUUUUUUGUCAUUUAAAAAGAGACAAAUCCCAGCUAAAACUACUUUGCUACAAUAAAUAUACAUUAAUUUUGUUUUUAUACCAGAUGUCCCGCCUGAUGCAAACUUUUUAAUAAACCCUUGGCUUAGGAGUGACUUUUAAAGUUUUACAGCCUUUCCACAGAUCUGGCAUGUAACUUGGCUUGGGGAUGUCCCCUGCUAGUCUUCAUGGAGAAGUUUUAAUACCAUACUGUGUAACAUUCCAAACGAAGCAAUAAUAAUAACCAUAUCACCAUGGAGAAAAGUAGGUGUCAAGGCCUCCGCCAUGAAAGUUGCAACGUGCACUUUUGAAGUCAAGUAGUAAUUGCAUAUACAAGCAUUUAUUUUUGUGUAUUGGUGUAUCAGUUUAUGUUCCACAAAGUACCUUUAAAAUGGAUUUGAUAUUGUUGUUGAGUGCAUAAGAUUAAAGCCAAUAUCGAUGUUAUCUAACUAUUGUCCACCACUUAUGCUAAUCUGAUGUCUUUGACGCUUUAUAAAUAGAGGGAGCGAUUGUAUCCGGGAACAUGAAAGCCUAAAAGGGAAAGGACGAUCAAAUUACAGAUAAUAUUUGUGCCUCUGGGUUUAACUGGUCCAACAGGUUUUAGACAAGCCUUAUGUGUUUUUACUGAGUUUCAACCUGUACUGAGAAAGUGGCAGGGAAUUGUCUUAUGCUAUAUACAAACAACCUGGAAUUAUUUGGGAAAACUAGAAAAAGGUGAACAAUUUUGGAUCAUGUCUAAAUAUUAGCAAUAAAACUAGCAAGAUUUUAACAACUGAUAGUACAAGUAGAGUAGAGACAGAAGAUACAAAUCAUAGGGAAGUAAUUAUUUGACUGGCAAUUUAAUUUUUUCUAUAAUCCCAUUAAUUCAUAAAUAUAAAUUUAAGAAAUGCUGCAAAAACAAAAAUGCUAACUUAAACCAAAACUGAAACUCAAAUUAAAGUUGCACAGUGCAACUUUUCUUUUGCAGUGUCUGCCAUUGGCUUGUCUCUAUGUAGGUGUUUGUCUUUGUCAAGAAUAAUCCAUGAUUCAUCCUUCCAUGGAGAUACCAGAAGGCCAGGUUACAAUCCAGAAAAGUGGAGAGGAAAUAUGGUUAAUGCAUUACUAUGGAACAUUCCAGACAACACUUAACAACUCUAUGGAAACGGGUAGCAUACCCUGCAAUAGAAAAGUGACAAUGCAUUUUUGUGAGUGCUUUACUUUGGUCUUGCUUUAUUAAACAAGCAUGAUGUCUUUAACUUCAAUUUGUGUAUACUAGAUAGAUAUAUUUGUUUAUCAGUACAUUAUUUAAUUCAUUUGUGAAACUGGAUUUGUAUCUAAAGUAAAUUUGUGGAAACGUCACUAUGGAGCUUAAUGGUCCCACCCACUACGAAGUCAGUUGUUGUUCCGGAAGUAAAUGUAUGGGAAAUAAUUUUUCCCAUAGAUAAAAAAAAUAAUGCAACAUUUACUUCUGAAACCAGGAGCGGGCAGUGUCUGUUGAGCUCCAUAGUCAAUUGUGCGCAGGGUCAUUCUCACAGUUUAUCGCUUCAGUGUCACGUCAUGAAACUUUUACAAAAUUCUGCAAAUAUUUCUUAAGUGAGAUAACAGCCGCUCAAAUGUCAAAAGCGUCAAACAGACGUAAAAGCGUCUCAUGAUCAGAUUUUUUUACUGUGGGAACAAAGAUUUGACUGUAACAAACUAUACUCUUAAGGUUGUUUUCUGAGUUGAGCUGAAAACUGUUCACAGAGACAGGAAGCCAUUUCAAUAGACGCCACUUCCCCUUUAAGAACUACAGGAAGGAUUAUUUGAAACUAUUUUCAUUCACAUUGUUGUAAUGUCAGCGAAUAUAUUGUAUUAGUUUGUCGUGUGCACCUGAUCUGGUCUUGUGCUGGUCUAGUCUAGGUUUAGUCCUGAUCUAGUCCUAUUUUAAUUCCAGUUUUAGUCCCAGUUUAUUACCAAUUUUAUGUGAUAUUUGUGCAUAAGUGUGAAUGAAAAGUUAGACAUAUCUUUAUAGGUUUCUGUAUGCUUUUGUUUCUGAUCAUCUGUACAAAAUACAGGAAAAAGAAAAGGAAAUUACUUCAUCCAACAAGUAAUUUUAGUUAAGUAAUUCAUUUUAUAUAUUUUUGGUAGAAUAUAAUCAUUAUUUGCUCAAUAUUGGGAAGUGUGAAAGGGACUUCUUAUUCAAACUGUCUGUAUUCAGUGAACAUAUACAGUACUUCAUUAAUGGCUUAUUACCAUAGAUACAACAUAAAUGUUUUUUUUUGUUUUUUUUUUAAGUUGUAUGCAGUAACAGGUGUAAAUGCAUCUGGCUUAUUUUGGUGUGAUAUGUGAAGACAAGCAUGUGUUUUUGAAGGAGCUAAAGUUACAAAUCACAAAUAAAGAAGAUUUAUAUCUAUAUAUCUAUAUCUAUCUAUCUAUCUAUCUAUAUAUAUAUAUAUAUAUAUAUAUAUAUAU
Boleophthalmus pectinirostris (great blue-spotted mudskipper) is the source of this 3898-nucleotide messenger RNA. RefSeq names its product chloride intracellular channel 1 (gene clic1). Lineage: Eukaryota; Metazoa; Chordata; Actinopteri; Gobiiformes; Gobiidae. The record is from RefSeq and is a predicted model, not a curated record. The coding region runs from base 141 to 869 and encodes 242 amino acids. The transcript has 7 exons.